CCCAACUCUGAAGUUGCUUCACAGAAGGAGAGGUAUGAAGAAAUUGGCCGACGAGGCUAUUCUUCUAGCGGGCUUCACCUUCCUGAACAAGCUCCUCUGGGAUCCUCAAUCCUCCAUCCACGAUCUCCGGUUCAAUAUAAACCAGUCAAUUUGCUUCAGCAAUGCCGAAUAAAUCCGCCCACGAUUGACCAAUGGAGGACAUCUCAAGCUCGGAGAGAAGAGGUGAUUCAGACGAGAAGAAGAAGACAGCCGGGCUAGAAACCCUCCACUGAUCAGAGCCUUCGCGCGACGCCGGAAGCGCCGGCGAACUGAAUCGCUACCGGUCUAGAGAGAGAGAGAGAGAAGAGAUGAAUAGAUCGGGAUCCAAAAAAUCAUUUUGACGGUAGCUUCUUCAAACCUCAGCCGUUUGAGCCUUCUUCCCCGUAUCAACCCCUUCCUUCAGAAAGGCAGAAAUUUGAGGCAGAGACGAGAUAGAAGAUAGACUCCGACCCUCUGCAACUCCAAUUCACGGAGAACGACUAAGCUGAGAGAGAUAGACAAGUAAAUUGAUUCUCCAUAUCGGUGAGAAAUCCAUGUCUGCAGAUUGAUUUGGCCUGCAGUAGUUGCACGAGAUCCACUAAUUGAUGCCUGUUCCGUUAUUCUGCAAUUCGUGAUUUCGGCCCUGCCAAUUACUUACGAAAAUGCCUAGUUUAAGCCCCGAGGACGUAGGGGUGAUCGAGUUGUUUGAGUUUGCGAAGAAAGCUGGCGAUGCCGCCGUCGGCGACGACAUUUCCUCCAACGGUCCGGAGGUCGGUCGAUGUGUCGAUGCCCUCAAACAGCUCGGUAAUUACCCAAUUACUUACGAGAUUCUCGUCUCUUCUCAGGUUGGGAAACGGCUGCGAGCUCUAACCAAGCAUCCAGUAGAUCAGGUCCAAACCGUGGCCAGUGACUUGCUUGAGAGUUGGAAACAGUUGGUUGUGAAUGAGACUACUAAAAGGAAACAAGCUGAAAAAUCUCCAACUGCAAGCGCUGUAAAAGUAGAAAAAACAUCAACCAAUGGAGCAGUGAAAGUCGAGAAAGCAAAGUCAUCCUCCAAUGGAGCAAUCAAAGUCGAGAACAGGGCUGGACCAGACAUUGUUAAAGUCGAGAAGACAAUAGUGAAGGAGGAGAUAAAAUCUUACCAUGCAAAGAAACCGCCACGGCCAGCAGCUAUUGCUCCUCCAAAGCUCAGUUCUCUAGUAAGAUGCAAUGAUCCCAUGAGGGACAAAGUCCGCGAACUUCUUGCCGAAGCUCUAGCAAAGGUCGCUGGGGAGGUUGAUGAUGAUGAUGAUCUUAUGCGGGAAGUAGGUGCACGAGAUCCCAUCCGAGUUGCUGUCUCAGUGGAAUCUGCAAUGUUUGACAAGUUGGGGAAGUCAAAUGGGGGCCAGAAGUUGAAGUACAGAUCCAUCAUGUUCAACAUCAAGGAUCCUAAAAACCCAGAUUUGAGGAGGAAAGUGCUGCUGGGUCAAAUUAACCCGGAGAGGCUCAUGACAAUGACCCCUGAAGAAAUGGCGAGUGAAGAGAGGCAGAUGGAGAAUAAGCAGAUGAGAGACAAAGCUCUGUUCGAGUGUGAGCGUGGUGGCCCGCCACAGGCCACGACCGAUCAAUUCAGGUGCGGGCGGUGUCGUCAAAAGAAGUGUACUUACUACCAGAUGCAGACUAGGAGCGCUGAUGAGCCCAUGACUACGUACGUAACAUGUGUAAACUGCAGCAACCGCUGGAAGUUUUGUUAGAACCUUCAUCUGUUUUAUGGGGAUUGUUUGCCUUUCCUUCUCUCUACUUCUUCUUUUUGAAGAGAGCAUAGGUUGGUAAAAAUUGCAUAGCAGAGGUAGGCAGCGUUGUUAAUUAAUUUGUUAUGAUUAGAAUCUGUUUCAUUGACAUCACAGUAGUAAUUUACGGUUAUCUGUCUCUGUGUUGUAAGCUGUACAGGGAAUAACCGAUGAUUGUUCGAGCAGACUACUCUAACGAGGCAAUUCUUCGAGCGAGGAUAGAUUGCAUAGACACGGAGCAGCAUUGUCUUGUUGCCAUUGAAAUGAUGAUACUAAUAUUAAUACUAGUUAUGUGGCCCGCACUUCGCAGCGGUAGGGCUGAAAAUUGGCCCGACCCACCCCUGACCCUGUACUGACCCUGUCUGACCCGCCCCUGAAGGGUCAAGAUGUAUAACUGACCCGCCCCGACCCUGUUUCUUUCAUGACCCUGUCUGACCCUUUAGGGUCGGGGCGGGUCAGUAAGGGUCGGGUCAGUGGGUCGACCCUAAUAAAUAGACUACUUUUCUAAAAAUUACAAUUUGGUACCCGAAUUUAUUUUUUCUUACAUUUUAGUACCUAAAUUUUAUUUUUUUUACAAAUAAGUCCCUAAAAUUUGAUGGUAAAAUUACAUUUUGGUACCCAAAUUUUUUAAUUUUUACAAUUUAGUACCUAAACUUUUAAAAUUUUACAAAUAGGUCCAACGUGUUUGUAUGAUGCUUAGGGUCAUAGGGUCAAAAAGUGACCCGACCCUAAAUUGACCCGACCCUAUCUGACCCUGACCCGACCCUAAGCUGACCCGACCCUAAAUUGACCCUGUAGACAAAUUGACCCAGCCCGACCCUGAGGGUCGGGGCGGGUCGGGGGGUUUUAAGGGUCUAACUUACACCCCUACGCAGCGGAUAGACAAUCUUUUCCAAUAUAUUUCACAUAGUCAGAAAUAUGGAGACUCAACUCAAAUUUGAUUAAUGAAUUGAUAAAUUAUUCGAAACUAACUCGUGUUAUCGAAAUGAAACAAUUAUUAUCGCAUUUAAAGGGAUGGUGAAAAUAAUCACAUUUGAUUAAUAAUGAAAGUAAUUGAUUAUAAAUUGGAUUUAUACAGAUACGUUAUCAAAAAAAUUCAAAACUAAUUUUGAAAUUCAAAAUAUUCUCAAGCUAAAAAUUACAAUUGAUUUCCACUAUUAUUUGAUAUUGGAAAUUAGGAGUUUGAUUGAUAUUAAGCUGUAUAUAUUGUGACUUUUAUCGUACCUUGAGUAAAAUUAAAGGUAUAGUCUAUCUUGAGUAACAAAAUGAAAUCUACACCUUGAAUUAACCGGAUUUUAGGACAUGAUACUAUAUCUUAACUCUUCAUGAGUGAAUCCUAGGUCUUAGUUAUCUAAAUCAUCAUAGACCUUAAACCUCAAAAUGAUGCAUAUAUUUUGACGAAUCAUGACCAUUGAUUGUUUUGAGUAAUCAAAUUGAUCUUAGUGUAUGAGAUUUAUAGAAUUAGGGCUCAGAUUUAAUCUUUAAGGAGUAUUGUACAGUACUAUAUCCCAAUUUAAGGUUUAUAAAUCAUUUUCUUAUUCAAGGUAUACCUUUGAUUUUGCUUAAAGGAUGAUGGAACCAUCGAUAUGUGCAAUUCACUAACUCAUAUGAAGCAAAAUCUCAUACAUUGAGAUAGAAAUGAAAAAAGUUUAAAAAAACACUACCCAAAGGAAGUAGCUAGAGCAUUCAAUAUUAAUUAGUGAUAUUGUGACGUAGGUGGAAUACGUAUCGGUUGAACCUAAUAUAAUCGGCGUUGGUCAUGAAAUCGGUUGGAAUACCACCAAUAUAAUUGAUAUGAUCGAGUUGCAGUCUCUAAACAAAAUUACUUCAUUUUAGUCAAGUUAAUCAACAACAAAAUUUGUGAUUUAUCUAAAAAAUAUGAAAGUUAAAUAUUGAUGUUGUUUGUUGGUAUCAAGUAUAAACGUUUAACUAUUGA
Molecule: messenger RNA, 3723 nt
Organism: Linum trigynum
Lineage: Eukaryota; Viridiplantae; Streptophyta; Magnoliopsida; Malpighiales; Linaceae
Source: the annotation of a GenBank genome assembly